Messenger RNA from Amphiprion ocellaris (clown anemonefish), 1788 nucleotides. Its product is annotated as transmembrane protein 250. The coding region runs from base 501 to 920 and encodes 139 amino acids. The record is from RefSeq and is a predicted model, not a curated record. NCBI's taxonomy places the organism in Eukaryota, Metazoa, Chordata, Actinopteri, Pomacentridae. The transcript is spliced from 2 exons.
UGCAGCUGUCGUCACAGCAGGAUGACUCGUUUAUUUUGCGACAGGACGUUCAAGCACCGGCUCGCCGUCGCUCCCUCAUCUUCGCUAGCAAGAGCUUGUUGUUCGUCGUGGAGGGAAAAAAAUAAAACACAUCUAAUGUGCUAAAGUCAGCUGUUUAUUAAUGAUGUAAUGCAGUCAUUCAGACGUCUGAGAAUCAAGCAGCGGUAGUCUUCUUUUGUUGUGGAGGAAGACGUCGAAGUGUUGCACGUAAGCUUCUGCACGACCACACUAGUGCCUAGAGCAGAAUUUGCAUGAAUGAAAGAACCUUAUUGCAUUUGCGGGAAAUCACAGCAGACAGACACCAGCUGCAGCUUCCUCUCCCUCCUGGGCUUCUCCUCUAAGAGCCAGUCUGAGCUCUUGAACCAAAUGAAGCUGAGUGCCUCCCCAGUAGCAGCUCUAACAGAGGACCCCACCUGUAUCCUGGACUCCUGUGCACCGUGCUGGGCUCCAGUAGCCCACCCAUGCCUGUGAUCCCCAUCCCACGGCGGGUGCGCAGCUUCCAUGGCCCCCACACCACCUGCAUGCACUCGGCCUGUGGGUCGACGCACACUUCCAAGCUAGUACGCACCAAGUACAAUAACUUUGACCUCUACUUGCGCUCGCGCUGCAUGUACAGCUUCCUCCGCUUCCUCCUCUACUUUGGCUGCAGUCUGCUGACCUCUCUGCUGUGGGUGUCGCUCUCUGCUCUCUUCUUCCUGCAGUACAUCAGCGUGCGCGUCCUCCUGCGGCUGCAGUACAAGCUGUCUGUCAUUCUGCUUUUGUUGGGGCACCGGCGCCUGGACUUUGGUGUGCUUAAUGACCUGAUCAUCUACAGCAUGCAGAUCACCAUGUUUCUGGUGGGGGGACUCGGCUGGUGCUUCAUGGUGUUUGUGGACAUGUAGCUGCUUUAUGAGCAACAUGAUAAAUGUAGUGUAUGAUGUGGAUGCCUCAUACUGUAACUUCAGCUUCGCGUGGUGUUGCAGAACCACACACAUCUGUCGCAUAUCCUGUAGGACUGCUCUGUCACUCAGCUCUAGUCAAAAAGACCCUUUUGACGCCAUUUCAUCAGGUCUUAUUGGUUCAGUUUCAGAUGUGAUGAAAUCCAGUAAGAAUCUGUGUAACAUCUAUGUGAUCUUUAAACCACUGUGUGUGGCUUAAAGAUCUAAAUGUGCACUCCUUUAAAAAUGUUAGUCCUGUAUAAGUCCGAGAACCACAUGGUUGCAGAAUAUAAAAAUGAUGCAUGAAGUCAGUCUGAACAUGAAGGUCAGACGUGAGUCAUGAAGGGACCAAUGGGAUCAAAGUCUCUUAUAUUUGUACUGUCUUUCAUGUUGUUUGUAAGCCGCAAAUUGUAAGGGGCAUCUUGUCUUGAAACUCAUUUGUUUACAGUAAUGGGAAAUGUGAAUGUUGCACGGAAAAGUGACAUAUGACUGAUGUGCAUCGUGACUGUGUGAUGCAAGACAGUCAUUUGUGCCAAAAUAACUCUAGUUGGGCUCCAAAGGCAAACCAUGAUACUAUGGUUACGAUUGUUCAGAUCGUGUUGUGUGCAAACACAAUGUCAUGUAAAUAUAUACAGUGGAAAUGAAGAUGAUAUACAGCAGGUUAUGGUGGGUUAAGUGACCAAAAUAGGAGAACUUGUCAACAGCAGUGUGAAUAAUGUUGUUUUUCGUGGAAACGGUGGGUCAGAAGAGGGGAAAGGGAUUGCUUAGUCCCCGAGUGACAAACAUCCACAGUUUUUUGUAAAGUUAUUUAAUAAAUUUUUGCCUCAUGAAA